Harpegnathos saltator (Jerdon's jumping ant) is the source of this 2459-nucleotide messenger RNA. It is a transcript of the gene Pfrx, whose product is annotated as 6-phosphofructo-2-kinase/fructose-2,6-biphosphatase. The transcript has 8 exons. Gene Ontology annotation, biological process: fructose metabolic process; fructose 2,6-bisphosphate metabolic process. NCBI's taxonomy places the organism in Eukaryota, Metazoa, Arthropoda, Insecta, Hymenoptera, Formicidae. Gene Ontology annotation, molecular function: fructose-2,6-bisphosphate 2-phosphatase activity; 6-phosphofructo-2-kinase activity; ATP binding. The record is from RefSeq and is a predicted model, not a curated record. Gene Ontology annotation, cellular component: cytosol. Bases 340 to 1794 code for a protein of 484 amino acids.
CGCGUUCACGCAGCAUCAACGCUCGACUUGAACUUGCCGAGAUCGUCGCUGCGCCGGUCUCGCGAUCAACCGUCUCGAUCGCGGCAAAUCUAAUCGCAACUCGAGAUCGAUAGAGUACACGUUCACGUCGUCGUCAACUUGGCACGAGUCGGGUCACUGCGCUGUUGUUUGCGAACGACAACCGCCCUGACGAGCGCGAGUCGACGUGUGACGACGCUCCGUCGUCGGCAAUGUAACAGCUUGAUUAUUGCGGACUUAACCCGGUCAUCAGGCAGCCGUCCAACAGCCGCGCGCUCCCUCACUCUCCGCUUCUCGCUAUCUGAUAGGCGAAGUGACGCGAUGUCACGUUUAGCGGUGCGUCGUUCGGCGUUCUUGCGUAUCCGCUCUCGGUCUCGCGGCCGCCAGUAUGUCGACACGACGCAUGAGUGGAGGAUCGUGGAGAUGACAGAUCCCAAGAUCGAGAUGCACUACACACCGCCAACAUCGGACACCAUCCAGACGAAGCCAUUCCCGAUACGAGGUGAACGCGCGAAUUUCGUGAACAAGCCUCAUGUGAUCGCAAUGGUUGGAUUACCGGCACGCGGCAAAACUUACAUAUCCAAGAAAUUGUGUAGGUAUCUCAAUUGGAUCGGCAUAAGCACGAAGGUCUUCAACUUGGGCGAGUACAGACGACACGCCACUACUGCUUAUCAAUGCCACGAGUUUUUCCGUCCCGAUAAUAUAAAAGCCAUGGCGAUACGCACUCAGUGUGCGAUGGACGCCCUGAACGAUGUUUGCCAGUGGCUGGAGAGCGGCGACGGCGAAGUCGCCGUCUUCGACGCCACCAACUCCACCGUGGAGAGACGCCAGCUCAUACGCGACAUCGUCGUCCAUAAGAUGGGUUUCAAACUCUUUUUCGUCGAGUCGGUAUGCAACGAUCCGGAGAUCGUCGAGCAGAACAUCAUGGAAGUAAAAGUUAGCAGUCCGGAUUAUGCGAACAUGAACAAGGAGGAGGUGCUCGCGGAUUUCAUGCUGCGAAUCGAGCACUACCAGGAGAGAUAUCGGCCGUUAGACGAGAAUCACGAGAGUGACCUGUCGUUCAUGAAAAUAUACAACACCGGCGAGAAGGUGCUAGUCCAUAAGCACGAAGGCCAUAUACAAAGUAGAAUAGUUUACUAUCUUAUGAAUAUUCAUAUUGUGCCACGCACGAUUUACUUAACCAGGCACGGUGAGAGCCUGAUGAAUCUCGAGGGCAGGAUAGGCGGCGAUUCGGACCUGAGCGAUCGUGGACGCGAAUAUUCCAAGGCACUGGCGAACUUCAUCGCCAGCCAGGAUAUACAGGGCCUGAGAGUGUGGACUAGCUGGCUGAAGAGGACCAUUCAAACUGCAGCGGACGUGAAGGCGCCACAGGAAAGGUGGAAGGCUCUCAACGAGAUCGACGCCGGUAUUUGUGAAGAAAUGACAUAUGAGAAAAUCGCCGAGAAGUAUCCUACAGACUUCGCCGCGCGAGAUCAAAACAAGUUCUCGUAUCGUUAUCCAAGAGGUGAGAGCUACGAGGACCUUGUAGCGCGCUUGGAACCUGUGAUAAUGGAACUGGAACGUCAGGGUAACGUCUUGGUCGUCAGUCAUCAGGCGGUGCUGCGUUGCUUGCUCGCUUACUUCCUGGAUAAAAGUGCAGAUGAAUUGCCGUAUCUGCAGGUACCUCUGCACACCAUUAUUAAACUAACGCCGGUUGCUUACGGCUGCAAAGUGGAGCACGUUCGGCUACCGAUAGAAGCCGUUGACACCCACCGGCCGAAACCAAAGAGCGCCUGAUACCGUUAGCCGGUUAGUGGAACGGACCGUUUUCUUGUACCUAAUCGAAACCCUACUGUAGAAUCACCUGCAUCCGCUCAAAAACAAACAGCUUUUGUAAACUAAAAAUUCGUCGCAUGCAAUUUCCCAAGUGUGGAACUGAGAGACUUUCUCGUGUCACUCUUGUGUCCCUCCUGGCUCAAAAGUUUACUCUUUCGGAUUCCAAAAGAGCUAUGUUGUUUGUAGCACGAGAUUUCUCGUGGGGAAUUAAUGUGCAUUUAUAGUAACUGUGUGCCAUUUCCUGAUAUUUAUAAGAAUCAAUAUUAUGACGUUAUUAUGAUACUAAAAUGACUAUUGUAUUGUGUCUUAAGCGUGUUUACACAGCGAUACGUGAUGAUUGUUUUAUUGUCUGUAUUCGUUCGAUCAAUAUUAUCCAUUCUUGUGCAAUGAUUCAAUGCUGUUUUGUAGACGAUUGUACGAUGACUAAGUAAUACGCUUUCUAAAGAUCAUUAUUUUUAUACUGUUAUUUUUGUCUAGAAAAUUGUUUAUACAUCCUCGAUUUAGUGAGGUAUCAUUAAUGAUCUGAUGAGAGGUCACUAAUGACCGCGUGAUGUAAAGGUCGUUCAAUUUGUAGCAUCUGAUUCCAAUUGUCCUAGCACUUUCAAUAAAAACCUUUUCGCAGAAAA